AUGCUUCCCCCCGCAACACUCACCCAGCGGCUCUUAGCCCUCCUCUCUAUUCUCUCAUCAGUCAGCGCUACGACGAUACUCCCAAAGCCGCCAGGCCCAUUCGAUGUCUAUUACAACACCGCCAAGAUGGUCGACCCUGGCCGUAUCGACCCCUUUGACCCAAAAAAGGGGCAUCGCGCAGUCAUGACUUCCAUUUUCCUGCCGGUCCGCUGCCCGACCAGCCUCAAGCCCAUCGCCUAUCUGCCUCCGAAGACAGGGGAACUGGAAUCCGAGCUAUUCGGCGUGUACGGCCUUCCAAACGGGACGCUGCAGUCUCUGAAUCUCCAGGUCUGCCCCGGGCCGCUGAGAACCCGACUACAGGAGGCAGAGCAGCACCCUGUCGUGAUAUUUUCCCCAGCACUGAAUACACCAAGGCAUUUCUACAGUUUGAUCGCCCAAGCUGUCGCGAGCUAUGGGUACAUCGUCGUCUCCAUUGAUCAUCCGUAUGACGCCGACAUCGUCGAGUUCCCAGACGGAUCUGCUGUGUAUGCGAUCAACUUCACCGAUGAGCAGAUUCCGGUGGAUGUAGACACUCGAGCUGGAGAUGUCUCUUUCGUUCUUAAUCAACUCAGUUGCCCCGGAAGCGUGAAAGACCUUCUACCUGGAUCCAAAGGCCUGAAGACGCACAAGGUCGCCAUGUUUGGCCACUCCGUCGGUGGGGCUGCAGCUGCGCAGGCUAUGCUCCGCGAUAAGCGCAUCGUCGGCGGUGUCAAUCUCGACGGCAGUUUCAUAAGCACAGUGGUCCAGAAAGGUCUCGAUCGCCCGUUCCUCAUCUUCGGACAUGAGAACAAGACGCAGGCGACUGACGAUAGCUGGGCAGAGACAUGGUCGCAUUUGCGAUCGUGGAAGCUCGAACUGGGCUUGGCUAAGUCGCAGCACUACACCUUCUCUGACUUGCCUGCCCUGUUGAAUCUACUUCACGCGCCGCAAGUGAUUCUUGACGCUGCAGCGGAGCGGGUUGGGACUCUGGAUGGACUCAAGGCCUUGGAUAUCGUGCAGACUUAUGUAGUUGCAUUCCUUGACUUCGUGCUUCUCAAUAAAAAGCCAGAAGUCCUCCAACACGUGGUUGCUGAGUUUCCAGAGGUAUCAUUUAUUGAUAAAUGA
Venustampulla echinocandica is the source of this 1143-nucleotide messenger RNA. RefSeq lists its product as uncharacterized. The record is from RefSeq and is a predicted model, not a curated record. The transcript has a single exon. Lineage: Eukaryota; Fungi; Ascomycota; Leotiomycetes; Helotiales; Pleuroascaceae. Gene Ontology annotation, molecular function: 1-alkyl-2-acetylglycerophosphocholine esterase activity. Bases 1 to 1143 code for a protein of 380 amino acids.